ACGCCCCGUGGCUACAACUCACCUCCUCGGGCUAACAUGCACAGGAACAACUCCGAAGUGCAUGUGACGUACAAACUUUCUUCCUCGGCCUUCAGGAUUAGGACGUUUGGUGACAUUGUAUUGCUACAACAAAAUCCGACGGCAUGAUCCAACUCUAUCAAGUUUUGCGGGAGAAUCCGGAGAAGAGGAGGUUGGGGACGGCGUCUGAAUUGGGCGCAGAUCUGACUGGCAACAUUACCGGGCUUAAAACCUUCAAGUCCGCUCGGGUCUGGAUCCCAGACGUGGAAGAGGUGUGGAAGUCUGCUGAGCUGACCAAGGACUACAAAAAUGGCGACACAUCUCUGCAGCUUUUGCUGGAGGAUGGCUCGAAACUCGAGCACAAGCUGGACCCCAAAACGAAGAACCUGCCCUACUUGCGUAACCCUGACAUCCUGGUGGGCGAGAAUGACCUCACGGCGCUCAGCUACCUCCACGAGCCGGCUGUGCUGCACAACCUUAAAGUCCGCUUCAUCGACUCAAAGCUCAUCUACACUUAUUGUGGAAUCGUUUUGGUGGCCAUCAACCCAUACGAGACGCUGCCCAUCUACGGGACAGACAUCAUCAACGCUUACAGUGGCCAGAACAUGGGAGACAUGGACCCACACAUCUUUGCUGUGGCAGAGGAGGCUUACAAACAAAUGGCCAGGGACGAGAGGAACCAGUCCAUCAUUGUAAGCGGAGAGUCCGGGGCAGGAAAGACUGUGUCGGCCAAGUACGCCAUGAGAUACUUUGCCACGGUCAGCGGCUCAGCGAGCGAGGCCAACGUAGAGGAGAAGGUGUUGGCUUCUAACCCCAUCAUGGAGGCCAUCGGAAAUGCUAAGACAACUCGCAACGACAACAGCAGUCGCUUUGGGAAGUACAUUGAGAUUGGCUUCGACAACCGCUACAGAAUCAUCGGCGCUAACAUGAGGACAUAUCUUUUGGAAAAAUCCAGAGUGGUGUUUCAGGCGGACGAGGAGAGGAAUUAUCAUAUAUUUUAUCAGCUCUGUGCGUCAUCACAUUUGCCGGAGUUCAAGAAUCUCAAAUUAAGCAACGCGAACAACUUCUUAUACACUUGGCAGGGCCGCAGCCCUGUGAUCGAUGGGGUGGACGACACAAAGGAGCUCUGCACUACCCGCCAUGCCUUCUCGUUGCUUGGUAUCAAUGAGUCCUAUCAGAUGGGAUUGUUUCAGGUUCUGGCUGCUAUUCUUCAUCUUGGAAACGUGGAGAUAAAAGACAGGGAUUCAGAUAGCAGCAUCAUCCCUCCCAAGAAUAAUCACCUGACCGCGUUCUGCGAUCUGGUGGGCGUCACCUACGAAGACAUGGCUCAGUGGCUGUGCCACAGGAAGCUUAAGACGGCCACCGAGACUUACAUCAAGACCCUCCCCCGCCUUCAGGCCACCAACGCCCGCGACGCGCUGUCCAAACAUAUCUACGCCAAACUUUUCAACUGGAUUGUGGAGCACGUCAACAAGGCGCUAAUCACCAAUAUCAAGCAGCACUCCUUCAUCGGCGUCCUCGAUAUUUACGGGUUUGAGACAUUUGAAAUCAACAGCUUUGAGCAGUUCUGCAUUAACUACGCCAAUGAGAAGCUCCAGCAGCAAUUCAACAUGCAUGUGUUCAAGCUGGAGCAGGAGGAGUACAUGAAGGAGCAGAUCCCCUGGACCCUCAUCGAUUUCUACGACAAUCAGCCCUGCAUCAACCUCAUCGAAGCCAAGAUGGGCGUCCUGGACCUGCUGGAUGAGGAGUGCCGGAUGCCUAAAGGCUCAGAUGAUUCAUGGGCUCAGAAGCUGUACAACACCCAUCUGAAGACAUGUUCUCUUUUUGAGAAGCCACGCAUGUCCAAUCGCGCCUUCAUCAUCCAACACUUUGCUGAUAAGGUUGAAUACCAGUGUGAAGGUUUCCUGGAGAAGAACAAGGACACGGUGAAUGAAGAACAGAUCAAAGUGCUCAAGGCCAGCAAGUUCAACUUGUUGGUGGAGCUGUUCCAGGAUGAGGAGAAAGCUACCAGUCCCAUGGGUCCGCCCGCCGGAGCAGGAGGCAGGACCCGUCUCAGCAUCAAACCUGACAAAAGCCGGGACACCAGCAGCAAGGAGCACAAGAAGACCGUUGGCUGUCAGUUUCGCAACUCCCUUCAAAUGCUCAUGGAGACGUUGAACGCGACCACUCCACACUACGUCCGCUGCAUCAAACCCAAUGACUUCAAACAGGCAUUCUCGUUUGAUCCGAAACGUGCAGUGCAACAGCUCAGAGCCUGUGGCGUCCUGGAGACAAUCCGCAUCUCCGCAGCAGGUUUCCCAUCCAGAUGGACAUACCAGGAGUUCUUCAGCCGGUACAGAGUGCUGAUGAAACAGAAAGAUGUCCUCCCUGACAAAAAGUUGACCUGCAGGAAUGUAUUGGAGAAGCUCGUGCAGGAUCAGGAUAAGUACCAGUUUGGUAAGACGAAGAUCUUCUUCAGGGCCGGGCAAGUGGCCUACCUGGAGAAGCUGAGAGCAGACAAGCUGCGCGCCGCCUGCAUCCGCAUUCAGAAAACCAUCCGAUGUUGGCUGGCUCGCAAGAAGUACCUGCGCAUGCGCAAUGCGGCCAUCACCAUCCAGAGGUUCACCAGAGGAUACCAAGCUCGCUGCCUGGCAAAGUUCAUGCGUCGCACUCGAGCCGCGACCGUCAUCCAGAAGUACCAGAAGAUGUACGUGGCGAGGAAACGCUACAGGCAGAAGCAGGCCGCCGCUCUGGCCAUACAGACCAUCCUCAGAGCGUACAUGGCCCGGCAGAAGUACCAGGCGCUCCUGCGAGAGCACAAGGUGGUGAUCAUCCAGAAGCACGCUCGCGGCUGGUUGGCUCGCCGCUGGUACAAGCGCUGCCUCCACUCCAUCGUCUACCUGCAGUGCUGUAUCCGCAGGAUGAGGGCCAAACGCGAGCUGAAGAAGCUGAAGAUCGAAGCCCGCUCCGUGGAGCACUUCAAGAAGCUCAACAAGGGCAUGGAGAACAAGAUCAUGCAGCUCCAGAGGAAGAUCGACGAGCAGACCAAGGAAAACCGCACCAUCAACGAGAAGCUCGUUGGUUUGGAGAGCUCAUACACAACAGAGAGCGAGCGCCUGCGUGGUGAGCUGGGCCGGCUGCGUGGCGUGGAGGAGGAUGCCAAGUGCAAAGGCAACCAGGUGAACUCUCUCCUGGAGGAGCUGGAGAAGCUGAAGAAGGAGCUGAGUACCACGCAGCAGGAGAAGAAGACCAUCGAGGACUGGGCGCAAACAUACAGGGACGAAAUGGAGAAAAUGGUGUCCGAACUGAAGGAUCAGAACGGCUCGCUGAAGAAAGACAAGGACGACUUGAACAGGUUGAUUCAGGAACAGAGUCAGCAGAUGACAGAGAAAAUGGCUCGUACUAUUGCAGCGGAGACUCAGCAGCUGGAGAAGGAUCUGAACGAGGAGCGCUCCCGCUACCAGAAUCUCUUGACAGAACACCUUCGCCUCGAGGAGAAAUACGACGACCUGAAAGAGCACAUUUCCAAGCCUGGUCACAGGAGAACAGAUUCCACCCACAGCAGCAACGAAUCAGAGUACACGUACAACUCAGAGUUCGCCGAAUCGGAAGAAGGUUCCCGUGCCGCAGAAGAUCUGACACGAGGAAUGGAUACCUCACUCACACUCAAGCUGCAGAAGAGACUUACAGAGCUAGAGCAAGAAAAGCAGUCGCUGCGCAAUGAGCUGGAAAACAAGGAGGAGCAGUUUCAGCGGGCUAGAGCCAGGGAUGAGACAGAGUUUAAAAAGGCUCGUGGGGCAGAGUUGGAGUAUGAGUCCCUCAAGCGUCAGGAGCUGGAGUCUGAGAACAAGAAGCUGAAACACGACCUGGCCGAGAUGAGGAAAAGCCUACUGGGCGACGCGGCCGCAAGCGCCGGCGCCCCAGGCUCCCCUGCUUACAAGGUGCUCCUGGAUCAGCUCAACGCCUCCUGCGAGGAGCUGGAGGUGCGCAAGGAGGAGGUGCUCAUCCUGCGCUCGCAGCUGGUCAGCCAGAAGGAAGCCAUGCAGCACAAGGAGACCAUGACCGAGGUAGCUGUACAUGUUGAGGAUGUUUCCAAACUGAAGGAUGCUGAUGAACUCAAGCAAGCCUACAUCGGCCUCAAAGACACCAACAGACUGCUGGAGCACCAGCUGCAGACUCAGCGCAGGAGUUACGACAGCGAGGUGGAGUCUCUGCGCGGUGAGCUGCAGAAUGUCAAGGAGGAGAACAACCGCCAGCAGCAGCUUCUGGCUCAGAACCUCCAGCUGCCCCCGGAGGCCCGCAUCGAAGCCAGUCUGCAGCACGAGAUCACCCGACUCACCAAUGAGAAUCUGGAGCUGGUGGCAGACGACCCCACAGCAUCCAGAGAGGCGCGAGUCCUCAUUUUACGGCGGAUGGUUGACCUCAUGGAGCAGCUGGAGAAGCAGGACCGAACCAUCCGCAAGCUCAAGAAGCAGCUGAAGGUUUACUCCAAGAGGAUUGGAGAGAUGGGAGCGGGUCAAGCUGAGGGUCAGACGUCCCCAGGACAAAUGGUGGAUGAGCCCAUCCACCCAGUCAACAUUCCUCGCCGGGAGAAAGACUUCCAAGGAAUGCUGGAGUACAAGAAGGAGGAUGAGCUCAAACUGGUCAAGAACUUGAUCAUUGAGCUGAAGCCUCGCGGUGUAGCCGUCAACCUGAUCCCUGGUCUGCCUGCCUACAUCCUCUUCAUGUGUCUAAGACAUGCCGACUAUGUCAAUGACGAUCAGAAGGUCCGCACACUCCUCACGUCCACCAUCAACAGUAUCAAGAAGAUCCUCAAGAAACGAGGAGACGACUUCGAGACCGUGUCCUUCUGGCUGGCCAACACCUGCCGCUUUCUGCACUGUCUGAAGCAGUACAGUGGAGAGGAGGCCUUCAUGAAGCACAACACCGCAAGGCAGAACGAGCACUGCCUGUCCAACUUUGACCUGGCCGAGUACAGACAAGUGAUCAGUGACCUCGCCAUCCAAAUCUACCAGCAGCUCAUCAAAUGCAUGGAGAACAUCCUCCAACCCAUGAUAGUGUCAGGAAUGCUGGAGCACGAGACCAUACAGGGCGUGUCGGGGGUGAAGCCGACCGGUCUCCGUAAGAGGACAUCCAGCAUCGCCGACGAGGGCACCUACACGCUGGACUCCAUCCUGCGGCAGCUCAACGCCUUCCACUCCACCAUGUGUCAGCAUGGCACCGACCCUGAGCUCAUCAAGCAGGUGGUCAAGCAGCAGUUCUACAUCAUCGGCGCCGUCACCCUCAACAACCUGCUGCUGCGCAAGGAUAUGUGCUCCUGGAGCAAAGGCAUGCAGAUCAGGUACAACGUGAGCCAGCUGGAGGAGUGGCUCCGUGACAAAGGUCUGAUGACCUGUGGGGCCAAGGAGACGCUGGAACCUCUCAUCCAGGCCGCUCAGCUGCUGCAGGUCAAGAAGAAGACUGAUGAGGACGCCGAAGCCAUCUGCUCCAUGUGCUUGGCUCUCACCACUGCACAGAUUGUGAAGGUCUUGAACCUCUACACUCCAGUCAACGAGUUUGAGGAGAGGGUGUCGGUCGCUUUCAUCCGAACCAUACAGACACGCUUACGAGACCGUUGCGAGAGUCCCCAGUUAUUGAUGGACACCAAGAUGAUCUACCCCAUCACCUUCCCUUUUAGUCCUUCCUCCCUCGCCCUGGAGACCAUCCAGAUCCCCAGCUCGCUCAACCUGGGCUUCCUCACACGCGUCUAGGCAGAUAUCACACACACACAAACGCGCACACACACGCACGCACACACAUUGCAGACCACUCGAUGGUUCAAAUGCAUCAAGAGGGGGGUGGGAGGGCGUCAUAACGUGCAUGCUCCAUGUGCACACGUUGUUUUAUUCAUGAAAUGAGCUGAUGCUGAAGCUGCAGUGUGUACAUACAGAACCACCCCCUGCUUGUAUAAAACGCCACAGAAGACAAACGCUUGCUUCUUCUUUUACGCUCUUAAUCAACUAAGAGUCAAGACGACAACUCAUCGUCUGUACCGUGUUAUUUAUGCACAUAUAGAUGAAAUAUAUAUAUAAAUAGGAACAAUAUGUGUAUUUAUUGCAUUGUCUUUCCCCUGCGCUGGAAGGUGCUUUUGGUUGCGUUGGUAGGCCGGUAGAGUAGAGCCACGUGUUUGUUGCACGUCUCAGUUCAUCAAGUGUAGCACAGGUUGUCACUUCAGAGGCCAUAACCUGCUGUUAUUAUUUAUUAAAGUUGAUUUUCUUAUCAGUGAAGUAUGAGGUUGUUUUUUUAGUGCCUCAAUCAGCUUCGUUCUAAGUCUCCUAUAUUUUAUCUCUGCCUUUAUGACCAAAAAACACUUAACAAUAUCGCACUUGUACUCUUGUUUUGUUUUGUUUUGUUUUUUGUAUUUCCUGUUGCUGGCACUUGAUGAUACCUCCAGGUGUGUUUGGCAGGACCGGCGUGGAUAAAUGUAAACUUAAUUGGCCGUGCAGCGGGUUCCAGACUGCAGCGGCUGCUGCAUUGCUCCGCUUUAAAAAGGCAGAAAUGAACGUACUUGCUACUGCUUUUUAUUUGUAUUUGCUACCAUUGACCUGCUGCCUUGUUGUAUUUGGUUUGUUUACCCCUCUUUGUGCCAUCAGUGUUAACCUCCUCCCUCAACUUGAAUCUUAUUUAGCCUAAAAACCUUAGAGCCGUUGGUACAGUAUUCUUCUGAAAGCCAUAUGGUACCGAUCAUGUUUUUGGUACCCCUCACCGCUAGAAUAGCACUCAGUUUCAAGCACAGACUUACACCAAGGCCCAAUCGUCCAAUAAAUGCCUGUCUUGACAUGCAUCCGCCCCUGAUGCAAGUAGACUGUAACAGCAAAAAAAACACUCCUCUAUAUGAGAAACUUUCAUCAAAAUACCCUGUGGCGUUUUUGCUUCAUCCUGUUAACAAACAAAGAGUGAUCAAAGCAAUUGAUGUCGUUCUGCUGUUGCACUUGCAGGAGGUAACGCAUCUGAACCAAACUUUACCGUUGGGUGCAAACGGGUAUGACGGGAAAUACUUGGUGAUGUUGCUUUACUGAUUUACACUCCAUAUAAGGAAUUUCAGCAGCGGUCGUUGCAAAGUGGACCACAUUCUUACUGACCCAACGUGCAGAUGUACAAAAGAGUAUGAGAGCCACACGGAGAUGUCCAAUAGUCAAAGAACAAGAAGUCACAAAAUUCUGAGGGGGGGAGAAAAGAAUACAGUUAUAAAGUGACGAGAAUGACAUCUUUUUGGUAGUUUAACAAGAAUCAAACUGAUAAAUAUGAAGUUGUCAUCAUGGGGGGGAAAAAGUUGGAAGGUUACAUGAAAACAAGCGUGAAUAAAAUCUUUACUUUUCUAGUAAAAUGACACCUUUUUUUGGAAGAUGAUUUGGUCAUAAAAUCAAAACUCAUAUUACAACAUUAUUCUCUUUUAAUACAAAACUUUAUUCUCAUAAUACAAUCCCGUUGUUCACUUAAAAUGAUUUUUUUCCUCAUAAAACGCUGACGUUUUUUCAUGUAAAAUCGCAACUUCUUUCUAUACUUUUUUUCAUUAAAGUAUAACUCUUUGUUUUCAUAAUAUUAGGACUUCUUGCUUCUUAAAUACUACCUUUUUGGGGGGAAUUUUACCCAUCAUCCACAAUCCUCAUGUGAAACAUGAGCACAUGAGUCUUUCCCUUUUCUUUGCAUUCUAAAAAGAGAGAAACGGUGAGCACGAGGGAGCUAACAAUGCACGUCAUGGGACACACCUAUUUCGACUGUAAAGCCCUCUAAAAAAACCUCCAACCCACAUUUUAUGGUUUUAUAUCCAUGCUGUGACCAUGCACUAACAGGUAGAUUCAUGAUAACAUGUAAUACUUACACUAUUUUGCCCUAUUUUGAUCAUUUUAAACAUUACUGGAACUUCUGUCCUGGGCGCAUUGAUUUCCUAUUUUGUGCUGCUCCCAUCAACAACAGCAGCGUGUCUGUUUCCUACUACUAAUCAUGGCAGAAUUUGUGAGAGCCGCCGCCGAUGAACACGUUUGGACAAAUGAGGAUCCAGAAACCUUAUCUUUUUGAUCCUGAAUAUACGGCGGAUGAGCUACAGGUUUUAGAAGCUGAGCCUGCAAGAAGAGAGAGUGAAACUUUGUAGCAGAUGGGGGGCAAGUCAUUACACCGGCAUGACGUGGUGUAAAUGUGGAGCUUCCCAAGCCAUGCCGACAGAAAUGGAGUGUUUCUGCUGCGCUGAGCAACAUACCUCUCAGUGACAUGAGACGCUGCGUCUUUACACCAGAAACGAGUUAUUUGUUUUCGCUGCUACAAUAACAGUGUCACGGUAGUUUGGUUUAUAUCAGUCACUUAUGUAAAUAGAACAUUGUUGGUGUUUUUUGGAGGGUUUUUUUAGGGCUUUCUGGUUGAAAUAGGUGUAUCUCGUGCGGCUUCCACAUGCUAGCUGUUUUUUUUAAGCUUUUUUUCUGUCUUUAAAAAGCACAGUAAAGAGAAAGAUGUGUGGUCUUGUUUCACAUAAGCAUUGUGGAUGAUGGGCAAAAUUCCCCCCAAAAAACGGUGCAGUUUUCCUUUUAAAAGGAAGACUUUUUUUUGUCAUUAAAUGAUGCCUUUUUUAUUGGAAAAUUGCAACUUUGAUCACAUAAAAUUACAACUUUUUGUCAUAAUUGCAACUUUUUUUGCCCAAUUUUCUUUUUUUCAUUUAUAGUAUUACAACUUCAUUCACAUGAAAUUUGGAAUUUAAUUUAAUUUAAUUUAAUUUAAUUUAAUUUAAUUUAAUUUAAUUUAAUUUAUGAUUGUUCUCAUAACAUUACAACUUUUUUCUAAAAAAAAAUUACAAAUUUAUUGUUAUUUUACGACCUUUUCUUCUUGUAAAAUUCUUUGAAAUUUCUUCUUGUAAACAUUUUUUCGACUUUAUUCUCGUAAUCAUACCUUAAAUCUGGUAAUGGUAUGACUUUAUUCUUGUAUUCUUGCCCUCAAUGACUCCUGGCUACAGAUAACAGAAAGAGUGAUGGAUGAAAAGAGUGUUAUUUGGAUCGCUGAAGUAUGUGUGAGGAGAAUGACACCUGUGGGUUGGAUUAACGAGAGAAAUAAAUGAAGGACUUUGCCUCAUGAAUGUUUAUGAAUUGCAAUGUUUUUAGCGGACAAAGCCUUACAUGUGACAUAGUCAGCAAUGUUUUUGUUCUCAGUGCGGUGUCUCUUUAUUUCAUGUAAAAAUGAAUAGGAAAUGUUAAAUGUCCUCAUUUUUGUUUGAGACCAGGUGUGUUUUUGUCGUCACAGAUGGGUUGCAUUGCACACAGUCAAAUGCACUUUUUUUAAAAAAGAGAAAAAGAAACCGUAAGGACAGUAAAAAGUGGCAGGAAAUGAAGGCUGGCCUACUUUCAGCGGAGGAAGAACACAUUCAUUGUUGAGCAGAGCCUUGCUCCCCUUCCCCCCUCACUUAGGACAUCACCCUUCACUUGGUGUCAGUGUGCCGUUUUUCAAAAGAUGUGUCCACUGACAAGAUGGAGGAGACACCAGCUGCUGUGAUUGUGGACACGUCUCUGACCCCCGACGUGUACGUUUUGACAAACUUGGACUGUUUGUAGUUUCUGGUAGCUGUGCUUUAGUGGACAUGUUCACUGUUGAAGAAACUUGGAAUAAAUUGUCAAAUCUGUAAAAGUUGAAAAAAAGAAAUAAUAAAAGAAUUCAAGCACUGUC
Molecule: messenger RNA, 9681 nt
Organism: Dunckerocampus dactyliophorus (ringed pipefish)
Lineage: Eukaryota; Metazoa; Chordata; Actinopteri; Syngnathiformes; Syngnathidae
Gene: myo5aa
Product: myosin VAa
Exons: 40
Coding region: 144-5747 (1867 amino acids)
Biological process (GO): vesicle transport along actin filament; actin filament organization
Cellular component (GO): vesicle; myosin complex; cytoplasm
Molecular function (GO): ATP binding; microfilament motor activity; actin filament binding
Source: RefSeq, a predicted model, not a curated record